ACAGAGGGCAGAGACAUUUACCCAGAGCAAACUUCUAUCACUCAUCGUGAUUUUCUGAAAUCUUGGGUGAAGUGUGAGCCCUAAAAGCAGUUAGCUCCAGCAAGAUCAGGAACACCAUGAAGCUGGCAUACCUUUUCCUUGGCCCCAUGGCCCUCUUCCUCCUGGCUGGCUGCAGCUUUGUCCUUAGCACGUCCAGUGGGAACCUGCUCACCUUUGUGGGCUGUGCUGUAAGGGAGUUUACUUUCCUGGCCAAAAAGCCUGGCUGCAGGGGCCUUCGGAUCACUACGGAUGCCUGCUGGGGCCGCUGUGAAACCUGGGAGAAGCCCAUUCUGGAACCCCCCUACAUUGAAGCCCAUCAUCGAGUGUGUACCUACAAUGAGACCAGACAAGUGACGGUCAAACUGCCCAAUUGUGCCCCUGGAGUGGACCCCUUCUACACCUACCCCGUGGCUGUCCGCUGUGACUGCGGGGCCUGCUCCACUGCCACCACGGAGUGUGAGACCAUCUGAAGCUGAUGUGGGCUACAGAACACAGCUGGGCGGCUUUGAGCUUCACGGACCCCCGUGCUUGGGCAGCGUAAGCAGCUAUACCCCCUGGAUUCAAGGAUUGUUUAAUUUUGACCACCUGUGGAGGACAUUCUGCGUCUCCCUUAGGUCCAACUCAGGCAUAAGGCCCAGAGGCAGCAUAAUGAUGCUAAAAAUGCAAAACAACAUUUGUGUUUUCACUAAAAUAAUUUCUCUAGUUCACACACUUGCAAGUUAAUUUAUGUUUGCCUUGAAUCUCAGAACAUACUUUGUAUAUACCACGAUCCAGCUCCAAUCUGGAUUUAUAAUAUGCCAAUAGUUUAAAUGCAGUGGAAGUCAUUAGGAAAUAGGUCUAGAAAGUCUUUAUGUUCCUUUCUUUUAUUUAACAAUUGGUCUUCAACUAGAUUUAUGAUCAAAGAGGCAGAUAUUAAUAAAGGCAAUGCUUCAUCCUCAACUCCCCAAAGAAAAUCCAAUUGCAAGCCUUUUUAGAGAAAAUACUCCCUUCUUCUUUUAACUGAGCACUUAUCUCAGAUUCAAAAGUGCUCAGAUUAAAAGGGGGAGGCAAUGGUAGCUCAAAUUGAAACAUGUUUGGUCUGGGUGAUUAUUUUCCCAAGAAAAAUUCUUGAUUUCCCCCUUAAUGAAGAUUCCCCUUUGUGAUAAAAAGCAAAAUAAAACAAAACAAAACUCAGAAGAAAAUGUGAACUAGAAUCAGGAUUCAAGUUUAAAAAUGUACAGAACUAAACUCUGGGUUUAGACUCAUGUGAUGCUCUCCCAAAGUGAUGGCCAAAAUGAGUAAUCACAAAUAUUCUUUCCCAUUUAGCAUAUUUCAAAUUUAAGCUGCAGUUCUUUAAAUCUGGAAAUUUUGCAUGUUUAUAGGUGUAAAGCUGCACUGUGGGCUCGGGGGAAAGUCUGUGA
Messenger RNA from Suricata suricatta (meerkat), 1439 nucleotides. RefSeq names its product glycoprotein hormone subunit beta 5 (gene GPHB5). Gene Ontology annotation, biological process: regulation of thyroid hormone receptor signaling pathway; G protein-coupled receptor signaling pathway. Bases 117 to 509 code for a protein of 130 amino acids. The transcript has 3 exons. Gene Ontology annotation, molecular function: hormone activity. The record is from RefSeq and is a predicted model, not a curated record. NCBI's taxonomy places the organism in Eukaryota, Metazoa, Chordata, Mammalia, Carnivora, Herpestidae. Gene Ontology annotation, cellular component: cytoplasm; extracellular region.